Molecule: messenger RNA, 997 nt
Organism: Aspergillus saccharolyticus JOP 1030-1
Lineage: Eukaryota; Fungi; Ascomycota; Eurotiomycetes; Eurotiales; Aspergillaceae
Exons: 1
Coding region: 425-919 (164 amino acids)
Source: RefSeq, a predicted model, not a curated record
UUGCCUGAUGCAGGGAUAUGACAUCAAGCCGAAUCGAAGGUCGUGAGAACCGGAAGGCAACAGUCGGCACCUUCUCAAGACUACUAUAUAAACAGGGAUGAUCUUCUCAAAUUGGACGGUCAGUAGACAGCAGCAACUGACAGAAUCAAUCAUCCACCAUGGUCGUCAACAUCACCGCCGAAGAUCCUCAGCCCACCAUCCACAGCCACAUCAAUGGCACCACCAGCGAGAUUCUCGAUCGGCUCUGCGUCACCGAGCUUCUCAAGGGCUGGCCGGUAUACCGAGACGCCUCGGAAUGGGCCCACUACCGCAACUGUUUUGCCGAGCAGGCUUACAUCUUCACAAGUCUGUCUUUACCCUCUCUGGCUUCCCCUCCCGACCUGUUAGCUAAUUUAAUCUCCCCGGAACAGCAUGGAGCGGUGGAAUGCCCAUCGACGAGUUCAUUGAAGUCUCCAAAAAGGGUCGGCGCAACGGCGACCACAUCAUGCAUCGCGAGAACGGCACCCUGGUGGAGUUGAACUCGGAGACCGGCCGCGCCGUGGGAAAGAUGAAGGCCACUAUCACCCAGCGCUUUGACUUCGACGGAGUGGAGUGUGACGUCGAAUGCGACUGUCGGUUCAUCAUGUGGUGCCAGAAGGACUCUGCUGGUUGGAAGGUGCACUACAAGCGGUUGUUUUAUGAAAAGGAUAAGAUCCUCCCCGUCGAUGGCAAGAAUGUCCCCGACUUUACGGCAGAGGAACUGAAGCCGUACCCCUACGGAUACCGAUAUCUCGGCGCAGCGCAGGCCCGUCUGGGCCAUAAGAUUAAGCUGGACUUGCCGACCAUGGAGGACAAUGACAAGUUUCGGGGAAUGUAUGAGGCGAUGGAAAAGUGGCUGAGAGGGGAGGAUAUCAAGGAGACCUUGGGCAUCCCGCUAUGAUGAUGAUGAUGAUGAUAAUGAUUCUUUUUAUUCAUAAUGGAUGUUGUAUUUAAAUUCAAAUGAACUAUUCGCUAAGUU